Molecule: messenger RNA, 984 nt
Organism: Tuber aestivum (summer truffle)
Lineage: Eukaryota; Fungi; Ascomycota; Pezizomycetes; Pezizales; Tuberaceae
Source: the annotation of a GenBank genome assembly
UGGGAUAGGACUAUCGCUAGAGUGAUCAAAGGCAUUGUUUCGAUUAAAGCGACAACUACCAGACCCUUCGAUACGGAAUCAGCCGGCGACUACACUAGAACGGGAUUCGUGAUCUCCAGGAAGCACGGCUUUAUCCUCUCAAACUACUAUGUGGUGUCACUAGCACUGAUCACAUCGGUUGCUGUGUUUGUUAAUUACGAGGAGGUCCCAAUAAAACCCGUUUAUCGUGACCCAACCCACGAUUUUGGCAUCUUCAGAUAUGAUCCAUCGAAAUUGAAGCAUAUUAGUGUCGAAGAGAUCGAGCUCCGACCGAAGCUCGCUCGUGUGGGCGAGGACAUCAAGGUCGUCGGUAAUGGUGCUGGUGAGAAGUUGUCGAUUCUUGGCUCUACCCUUGCGAGGCUCGAUCGCCGUGCCCCAAGUUACGGAACCGACUCCUACAACGAUUUUAAUACCUUUUACAUGCAGGCCGCCUCCGGGACUUCUGGUUGGUCCUCCGGUUCCCCGGUGCCGAAUAUUAACGGCCAGGCUGUGGCCUUGAAUGCUGGAGGGAAUAACUCUUCCCAGAGUUUUUUCUAUCUUCCGUUGCACAGGGUCGUGCGCGCGGUGGAGAAAAUUAAGGGGAAGGAGGCUGUCAGCCGUGGUACCCUGCAAACCGAGUUUUUGCACCAUAGCUAUGAUGAAUCUCGAAGGCUCGUUUUAAUAGAGUUGAUGGAGGAGGGAUGCAGGGCUAGGAAUCCUUCUGCUACGGGUCCCCUUAGUGUCAUCCGGGUUCUCAAGGGUGGUCCCGCGAGCCCAGACAGGAAGCAACUUCCGAACGGGGCCGAACUUGCUGUUCCGGCUGGUGUAACCAGGGUUCCCGGAUUGGAACCUGGGGAUAUCCUUUUUACCUGUAAUGGAAAGCACAUCACGGACUUUAUUGGGCUUUGGAGCAUCAUUGAUGACACUGUCGGAGAGGAUAUCCUACUCGAAAUUUUCCGUGCUGGG